AGGUGAUAAUGCAGUCUUCCAGAUAACAUGUUCAAAGUGCAAGGUACCAACUCUCAAGUCCAGGUUUUCAACGGAAUCAAAAAAUAAUGGAGAAACCACAGGCCUUUCAACAGUGUGGCACAAGGAAAGGGCAUUUGACCAGUGUGCUGGCUUUGGCUACUCUAGUGUCUGUUUUUGGAUCCUCCUUCCAAUAUGGUUAUAAUGUCGCGGUUAUCAAUUCUCCAAGUUUGUACAUGCAACGGUUUUACAACCAGUCUUACUUUGAUCGAUAUGGGAAAUACAUGGACAGUAGCUUCCAGACGUUGCUGUGGUCCCUCACUGUCUCCAUGUAUCCACUCGGAGGAUUCUUCGGCUCCUUGAUGGUUGCCCCACUGGUGAAUUAUUUCGGCAGAAAAGGCACCUUGUUGUUUAACAACAUCUUUUCUAUCAUCCCAGCAAUACUGAUGGGAACAAGCAAGUUAGGAACUGUGCUUCAUACAAAUUGUCUAUUGACCCUGCUCUUUUGUCUAGGCCUCUCAUCCAACGUGGUCCCCAUGUACCUGGGCGAGCUCUCACCAAAGAACUUCCGAGGAGCCAUUGGGGUGAUGCCCCAACUCUUCAUCACGAUCGGAAUCCUGAUUGCUCAGAUAUUUGGCUUAAGAAACAUCCUUGCAAAUGACAGAGGUUGGCCAUUGCUCUUGGGACUGACUGGAAUCCCAGCUGUGGUGGAGUUAAUCUUUCUGCCCUUCUUCCCUGAGAGCCCCAGAUACAUGCUGAUUCAAAAGGGCGAUGAAGUUGGAGCAAGAGCAGCUUUAAGGCGUCUGAGAGGAUGGGAGGACGUUGAUGGUGAAAUUGAGGAGAUGCGGUUGGAAGAUGAGUCGGAGAAAGCUGAAGGUCGGUUGUCUGUUCUCAACCUCUGCUCCUUCAGGUCACUACGCUGGCAGUUAAUCACAGUCGUUGUUCUGAACAUGGGACAGCAGCUCUCUGGAGUUAAUGCAAUAUAUUACUAUGCAGACAGCAUAUAUCGAUCGGCAGGGGUGAAGGAGAAUGAUAUUCAGUAUGUGACUGUUGGCACAGGAUCGGUCAAUGUGUUCAUGACCAUAGCAGCAACGGCUAUAAUCGAAAAGGCAGGACGCAGGCUGCUCCUUCUACUGGGAUUUGCCAUUUGCUGCAUUUUCUGCAUGAUCUUAACAAUGAGUCUGAACCUUCAGGACUCCGUUAAUGGAAUGUCGUACCUCAGCAUUACCUGCGUAAUCGUUUAUGUUAUUGGACAUGCAAUAGGACCUAGCCCCAUUCCGUACGUGAUAACAACGGAGAUAUUCCGUCAAUCCUCCAGACCGGCUGCCUUCAUGGUGGCAGGAUCGGUUCAUUGGUUAUCCAACUUCCUCGUGGGCCUCAUUUUCCCAUUUCUUGAGAAGGGGAUUGGCGAGUACAGCUUCAUCAUUUUUGGGGUGAUCUGCCUGGCCACCUUUGCCUACAUCUUCCUCAUCAUUCCCGAAACGAAAAACAAGACCUUCCUGGAGAUCAGUCAGAUUCUGGCCAAGAGGAACAAUGUGGAGAUGAAAGUGGAGCAGGAGCAGCUGGAUCUGAGUCUGAGGGAUGUGGGUCACCAACAGUGGAAGGCAGAGAAGAGCACGCAUCUCUAACCAACCCCAGUAUGUUCCUCGGGCUGGAAUCAAUUUGUGCAAUACUAACCACACACGCUUGCCUCUUGGUCUAACAAGAGUGCUAAUACAUUUACAAUCAUUCAGUGUCAUUAUCAUUGCUGGAAGAAUCCCAUUCCUUAAACCUCCCUUAUUAACUCUCUCACAUCUAAAAGAAUUUCCUUAAAACCUAUAUCUCUGCCAAGGUUUUUUGUAACGUGCGAAUGCAAAAGCUUUUAGAUAGUGUUUAUUGACAUCAGUCAAUGAGGUUAUUGACCAGGACAGCAUGGAAACAGGUCUUUUGCCCCAAUUUCUCCAUGACAACCAUGCUCCUGGCUCUAAGAUGGUCCUGUUCACCCACAUUUGGCCCAUGUCCCUCUAAACCGAACUUUUUUUAUGCCAUGGACUCCUACCAUUAACCAAGGGGUCCAGGUUGGGAACCCCUGCUUUAAACCCCUUCUAUCUGUAUAUGUACUUAAUCAAAUAUUUUUCUAUGCUAUUAUUGUGGAUUUGAAUAGGUUUAUCAGAUUAGUUUUAUAAUUCAU
This is a messenger RNA of Hypanus sabinus (Atlantic stingray), 2167 nucleotides long. It is a transcript of the gene slc2a1a, whose product is annotated as solute carrier family 2 member 1a. Gene Ontology annotation, biological process: monosaccharide transmembrane transport. Gene Ontology annotation, molecular function: hexose transmembrane transporter activity. Gene Ontology annotation, cellular component: membrane. The coding region runs from base 87 to 1625 and encodes 512 amino acids. The record is from RefSeq and is a predicted model, not a curated record. NCBI's taxonomy places the organism in Eukaryota, Metazoa, Chordata, Chondrichthyes, Myliobatiformes, Dasyatidae. The transcript is spliced from 12 exons.